Messenger RNA from Oikopleura dioica, 513 nucleotides. NCBI's taxonomy places the organism in Eukaryota, Metazoa, Chordata, Appendicularia, Copelata, Oikopleuridae. The record is from the annotation of a GenBank genome assembly.
AUGGUUCUUAUGAUGCUCAUGAGUCUACUUACCGACACAAUGCGAAGAUACCUUCCAACGCCGACCGUCCGAAAGAUCUUCUUCUCAGUUUCAAGCAUUUUGACCGUCUUGUUCAUGGUCGGAAUCACCUUCUAUCCUUGCUGGGAAAACUUUAUCUUUAUUUCGAUCAUGAUUUGCUGUUUUCUAUGCUCGGCAAUUUUGACAUGCGCUUGCAAGCCGAUCGCGAAUGAAAUGGGUGGCAAAUAUGCGGCGCAGAUUUAUGCCUUUUCGAACUCGAUUUCGCAAAUUGCUGGAAUCAUCGCGCCGAUUCUUAUUGGAAGAAUGCUGAGCAAAGGCCCAAUCGACCAAUUUGAAACUUGGAUCAACCCUGGCCUCUCUGUUAUCGCCAUUACAGUUCUUGGAAUGAUCGGAUUUCAACUUGCUACACUCACUUUGCUGCCUUUCACUUCUGAUACAAAAGAAGAGUCGAAGCUUUUGCAAGAAAAUAUGAAAAAUAUAUUUGUGGAGCAGUAA